This is a messenger RNA of Leguminivora glycinivorella, 2006 nucleotides long. Its product is annotated as zinc finger BED domain-containing protein 4-like. NCBI's taxonomy places the organism in Eukaryota, Metazoa, Arthropoda, Insecta, Lepidoptera, Tortricidae. Bases 942 to 1820 code for a protein of 292 amino acids. The record is from RefSeq and is a predicted model, not a curated record. The transcript is spliced from 2 exons.
UUCUCGCUCUCGGAAAUUCCUUCUCGUGAGAAUUUCCACACUUUCUCGGGAACGUUCUCUUAAAAGGAAAUUUCUGAGAAAGUAUAUGGAAUAACAACAAAGUUGAGGUUUUUAUUGUAUUUCUAUUUUUAAUUAAGUAGUUACCAGAUUUCGGCAACACCGUUUCAUAAAAAACUAAAUUACAAGGGCUACUUUCUCAACUUUCUCAAGAAACUGCCGAGAAUGUUCUCGGGAAUGUUCUCGGUGAGAACGUACUGCCUACACUUUUCAGGGCAAAAUAGUUCAGAGAUAAAGUUUGAAACUAAUAAUUUACUUUUCAUUAUACGUAGGUACGCCUUUAGAGUAGAAUUGUUAUUUUCUUACAAAGCAAGAUUUUGUUAUUACAUAUUACUCUUAAUGACACAUGGUAUAAAAAAGGCAACUGUAUGUGGCAUUAAGAUUUAAACAUUAUUUUAUUUGAUUACAUCGAUUAAGCAUGCAGUAGGUACCUAUAAUACAAAAAAAAUCUAACUGUUUUUUACUUCCAUGGUCGACGAGUUAUUUUUGAUACAAACAUUAUGGUAUUUAUUUCAACUUGCUUUUAAGUCUAAAUAGGAAUAUUUACACAUACUUAAAGUAACCUUUACAUCAGGUACCUAAGAAUAGAUAAGCCCACUACUGUUUUAAAUAACAUGACAAAAUUUUAGUAUCUGUUAUCAACAAUUUUUAUUACUUUGCCAUCGAGGAACUCAGGUAAUUUUAAGACAAAGAAGUCCCUUAAACCACACGUGGGUUAGAUAUUGAUAAAGAUACUCGGACAUUUCAGCGACGGCCCCACUCUGUUAAACCUCAUUAGGAUUGUUCCCUUAGGAUUAAGUUUAGCCACAUUUUACUUAGUGUCAUCAAAGCUCACACACCGAACAGUAUUAUAUGUAACAUGGUAUUCGUGUUUGUUACCAACAAUGAAGAAAAGCAAAGUGUUUGACUAUUUCAGAAAGUUAACAGACAAUGACCGUGAUAAAUAUGUGUGUUUAUUUUGUGACGCAAUUUAUAUGUGCAGAAAUGCGACAAGAUUCGCGCGGCAUAUAGUUUUUAGCUGCAAAAAUAGCCCCGUUGAAGUUAAACGUGAUUUGGAACCACAAAAACUCGAUAAAGCUGCCCCCAACCAGAAUAAUUCAACUUCUUCCGAAGAGCUUAUUGAGGAAAACAGUGAAAGUGAAAUAUUCAACGAGAAAGAAGUUCACAAAGCUUUAGCUAGAGCAGUUUAUGUGACUGGCCAACCGCUUUCCAUAUUUGAACAUCCUUUGUGGAAACAAGCGCUUCAACUUCUAAAGCCAGAUUUUAACCCGCCUUCUCGGAAAAUGCUUUCGACUGUACUUCUUGAAGAAGAAUACGAAGACGUCAAACAAAAAGUCACAGAGAAAAUUAAAGACGCGAAUGUAUUGCAUUUAGCAGCAGAUGGUUGGACGAAUGUAAGAAAAGAUUCAAUAAUCAACAUUAUUAUUUACACACCGAAGCCAUAUUUUCACUCAUCGAUCGAUACCCAGAAUAAUAGGCACACGGCAGAGUACAUGUCUGAAAGGAUAAGCCAAACCAUGGACGAAAUCGGAUCUUCAAAGUUUCUUGGUAUUAUCACUGACAAUGCUGCUAACAUGAAGAAAUGCGGAAAGUUGUUGACUGACCAGUAUGAAAACACUACUUGGGUGGGAUGUCUGGCCCAUACCCUGAACUUGUUGAUAGGUGAUGUGCUAAAAAUUGAUACAGUUCAAGAAACCUUCAAAUCUGUUAUCGCAAUUGUAAAAUCAGUUUUACAAUCAAAUAUCAACAACGCAGAAUUUUAAAAGAUCGCAUUGGAAAAAUCACUGAAUGUCACCCUGUUGUAUCCCGUCAAAACGAGGUGGGGUAGCUAUCUGCAUUGUCUAGAAAACUUUCUAAAAUCAAAAUGCAUACUUCAGUCGAUGGUUGUCAAUGAAGAGAACCGAGACCUACAGAAACAUAAAUUGAUAUUACUGAGCAAUAUGGCAAGA